This is a messenger RNA of Penicillium olsonii, 1488 nucleotides long. The record is from the annotation of a GenBank genome assembly. NCBI's taxonomy places the organism in Eukaryota, Fungi, Ascomycota, Eurotiomycetes, Eurotiales, Aspergillaceae.
AUGCUGCUCUCACUAUCCCCUAUCAAUCUGAUAUUCGUCGGCAUUGCCGCUCUUGUGAUUCGUUUCCUGAUUACAUUGGUCAAAUCUCCAAGUCUUUCUAUACCAGGGCCGUUCCUCGGUCGAUUUACCAACUUAUGGUAUCUAUGGCAGAUGAAACGGGGUGACUUCCACCAUACCAACAUCAAACUUCAUGAAAAGAAUGGCAAGAUCGUUCGUAUAGCGCCGAACCAGUACAGCAUUUCAGACGCCGCUGCCCUCAAGACCAUAUACGGCCACGGAGCCAAGUUUGAAAAGUCCGAUUGGUACGAUGCAUGGAACUUUGGCCCCAGAACCGGCUUCACGAAUCUAUUCUCCGAGCGAAACUCCAGAAACCAUGCCGAGAGCCGCAGGAAGGUUGCUUCGAUGUAUUCGAUGACUUCGUUGGUAUCGUAUGAACCCUCGGUGGACAAUUGUAUCGAGAUAUUCAAGCAGCGCCUGCUCGAAUUCUCGGAGCAAGGCUCCACCAUUGACAUGGCACAUUGGAUGCAAUGCUAUGCAUUUGACGUUAUUGGAGAAAUCACAUUUGGAAAACGUUUCGGCUUCCUGGAAGCAGGCAACGAUGUCGGAGGUGUCAUGAAGUCCCUUGACAAAGGCCUGACAGUUAGUUCCUAUUUAGGACUGUAUAGCUGGCUUUACCCUUGUUUCCUCUGGUUUUCCAACCGUUUCCUCGCCUCGAGCCAAAGCUAUGCUACCCAGUUCACGUUUAAGCACAUUCAGGAAACCAAGGCAACUAUGAAGAAUCAUCGUGCCGAUCUCCCUUCGCAUAUGGCUAUGAAGCUGGUUCAAAAGCAGGCUGAGAAUCCGCAUGGAAUGUCCGAUUGGGAUGUUCUGUCCAAUGCCGGAUCGAACGUCGGGGCUGGGAGUGACACUACUGCAAUUGGCCUCUCUUCGACUCUCUAUUAUCUCCUUCGGUCCCCUGGUUGUCUGGCGAGGCUGCGGAAGGAGGUCGAGGAGUCGGGUGUUGGCUCUAAUCCCACAUUCAAAGAGACACAGGCAAUGCCCUAUCUCCAAGCUGUCCUGAAGGAAGCAUUGCGGAUUCACCCGGGAACAGGAUUUCCUCUUUUCCGGGUUGUUCCCAAAGGCGGCGAGAUCAUAGCUGGACAAUUCUUCCCAGAGGGGGUCAACGUCGGGAUCAACAGCUGGGUGUCACACUACGACAGAGAAAUCUAUGGUCAAGAUGCAGAUGUUUUCAAACCUGAAAGAUGGCUUGAAUCCAACAAAGAGCAGCUCAACGUCAUGGAGCAGAGCUUCAUGCCAUUCGGAGCUGGCUCCAGGACUUGUAUUGGGAAGAACAUCUCUUUGCUAGAGAUGGGGAAGUUGAUUCCAGUCUUAGUCAGGGAUUUUGACUUCGAGUUGAGUCAGGACCUUGAGCAGAGAAGCUGGGCAACAAAGGCGCGAUGGUUUGUAAAGCCAAAGGACUUCGAAGUCAAAGUUCGCAGAAGAAGUUAG